This is a messenger RNA of Mya arenaria, 948 nucleotides long. RefSeq names its product calmodulin-A-like. Gene Ontology annotation, molecular function: calcium ion binding. Gene Ontology annotation, cellular component: myosin II complex. The coding region runs from base 176 to 790 and encodes 204 amino acids. Lineage: Eukaryota; Metazoa; Mollusca; Bivalvia; Myida; Myidae. The record is from RefSeq and is a predicted model, not a curated record. The transcript is spliced from 10 exons.
UGCAACUUUCAAUUGGGUUUUCAAGGGUAAAGAAAUUAGUUAUAGAUAAGCGUUAAAGUGUUCACUGAGGGUAAAUUUACUUCAGGUUCGAUCUAUAACUUCGAUUGAUUGACUGUUAGUUAUACUAAUCUCGCAUUAGCACCGAUUUAUGUAGGAAUAAGUUGACCGAAAAAAUAUGUCCGCCACAAAGAGUAGACCGACGUCCACAAAUAAAGCAUCUCCAAAGACUGAGACGACCGAGCAGGCCCCUGUGAAACAUGAUAUGGGACAGGACAAGAAAAGUAAGGAAGAAAAUGAGGAUAUGACAGCAGUUGAAGCGAUAACGGACGAGGAGAGAGCAGAGCUCCAGGACACAUUCAAACUAUUUGACCGGGACAGUGACGGUUACCUGACCCCACGGGAGCUUGGUGAAGCAAUGAGGGCCAUGGCCCAGCACCCAACAGAACUGGAGAUUCAAGAACUAACGAAGAAACCAGAAAACUCAGUGGACGAUGAAAACCAAACGGACGCCGACAAGAAAGGUCCCCAAAUGACGGAUUUUGACGCGUUCCUGCAAAUAAUGGCGAAGCGUAUGACGGUCCCUGAACCAGACGACCAGCUCCUAGAGGCAUUUCGCGUCUUUGACAAAGAAGGAACUGGUGUAAUAUCAGCGGCAGAUCUUCGGCGGAUCGUAACAUCGAUGGGGGAGCGGCUGACGGACGAGGAGGUUGAGGAGAUGAUUCGAGAAGGCGACGACGAUGGUGACGGACAGAUAAACUACGCGGAAUUUACGCAGCAUAUGUUGUCCUGAUUGUUGAAGAUAAUACUCGCCAAAUUGUAGUCCCUUGUUACAUGCAUGUUUACAAACUGCUUCGUUAAUACCGUCCAUUUUUACAUAUUGCUUCGUUGAUUCCGUCCAUUUUACACUGUAUAUACCAUUUUCAACGUUAAUAAAAUUGUAAAAAUGCA